This is a messenger RNA of Eupeodes corollae, 1487 nucleotides long. Its product is annotated as palmitoyltransferase ZDHHC3. Gene Ontology annotation, molecular function: protein-cysteine S-palmitoyltransferase activity. The transcript is spliced from 5 exons. Gene Ontology annotation, biological process: protein targeting to membrane; peptidyl-L-cysteine S-palmitoylation. Gene Ontology annotation, cellular component: endoplasmic reticulum; Golgi apparatus. NCBI's taxonomy places the organism in Eukaryota, Metazoa, Arthropoda, Insecta, Diptera, Syrphidae. Bases 182 to 1051 code for a protein of 289 amino acids. The record is from RefSeq and is a predicted model, not a curated record.
UCAGCUGUCAAUAUUCGCUUCACUGAUUUGUUUUUCUGCAGUUUUUAAUUUUUAUUUUUUAGCGAAUGGUUUGUGGGUGAUAAGAAUUCCACAUUUUUAUUCAACAAAACCAACUUUUGAUGAUUCGCUUACAGUAGUUGUAGUCUUUCUUUUUCCUGACAAAUCGACUGAUUUCCAGUUGAUGGAUUAUCAAUACGCACCAGUACCGACAAUGAUGUCCAGUGGGGAUAUGCACAACCGCUGCUGGGGCGGCAGGGCUUGGUGUGUAAAGGACAUUUGUGGUAUAGUUUGUGCUGUCUUGACCUGGAUGCUAAUUCUCUUUGCCGAAUUCGUUGUGAUGAGGGUUAUUCUGCUUCCAAGCCCGAAUGUGAUAUUUAGAACAAUUAAUAUAAUCAUAUUCCAGUCGUUUGCAUUCCUUGCAUUUGCAUCACAUGUUCGGACAAUGCUAUCAGAUCCUGGAGCAGUUCCACGAGGAAAUGCCACCAAAGAGAUGAUCCUCCAGAUGGGCUACAGGGAGGGUCAAAUGCUCUUCAAGUGUCCCAAGUGCUGUAGCAUCAAACCUGACCGGGCACAUCACUGUUCUGUGUGCCAACGUUGUAUACGCAAAAUGGACCACCACUGUCCGUGGGUGAACAACUGUGUUGGAGAGAACAAUCAAAAGUACUUUGUUUUGUUUACACUCUACAUUGCUCUCAUCUCGGUUCAUUCCAUGAUUCUGGUUGUGAACCAAUUCGCCGAGUGUGUGAAGAGCGAAUGGCGCCAAUGCUCGCCCUACUCCCCUCCAGCUACAGUUUUUCUCUUGCUCUUCCUUACAUUCGAAGCACUACUCUUUGCCGUCUUCACAGUCAUAAUGUUGGUCACACAGCUAUCGGCAAUUUUCAAUGAUCAAACUGGAAUUGAACAACUUAAAAAAGAAGAAGCACGCUGGGCGAAAAAGUCUCGCUUAAAAAGUAUCCAAUCGGUUUUUGGACGAUUCUCUUUGGCUUGGUUUUCUCCAUUUACUCAGCCCUCGUGCAAGGCAAAAUUUGAUUCGCAUUUUUAUUCAGUUUGAAGAACUCAAAACAUAGAAACAAUAAUAAUUCUGAGUUAGAUUAGUUAUUUAAACAUUCAUAUAAAUGUUGUAUCAAGGGAACUUAAACAAAUUUACAGGUUAAUGUUGAGAUUUUUAAACUUUCCUCCUACCUAUUGAGUCUUUUUCUAUCUCUCUCUCUUCUUUCUCUCUCAAGUUGUGUAAUGUUAAUGUAAUAUAUUUUUUGUAUUAUUUUAUUUUUAAAAUUUUAAAUUUUUCAACAAAAACAAAAAGACUUAAACUUAAAUAAAUAUAAAAUAAUAAUUUUAAAAAAAUCCGUACAAAGUGCAGCGCAUACUGUUCGAUCAAUAAAUGUGGAAUUGAACAUUGAACAAAAUAAUAAUUAAAUUAUAAGAACAAAACUUAAUGGUGAAGAACAAAACUUAAUAAAUAAGUGAAAUUAUUGAUGUAUAAAUUA